Messenger RNA from Capsaspora owczarzaki ATCC 30864, 1214 nucleotides. RefSeq names its product constitutive photomorphogenic 9 complex chain AJH2. Gene Ontology annotation, cellular component: cytoplasm; COP9 signalosome. Gene Ontology annotation, molecular function: protein binding; metallopeptidase activity; deNEDDylase activity. The transcript is spliced from 8 exons. Gene Ontology annotation, biological process: protein deneddylation. Bases 40 to 1113 code for a protein of 357 amino acids. Lineage: Eukaryota; Filasterea; Ministeriida; Capsasporidae. The record is from RefSeq and is a predicted model, not a curated record.
UGAAAACCGUCUCAGUCUCUUUGCUUGUUGGCCCAAACCAUGGACGCAGACACUUCGAACGCGCGAGCCACUUUUGAGCUUUCCAAUGACAUGACGGAAGUGUCGUCGCUGGACCAAGUCUUCCGCUUCAACCAGCAGGAACAGCAACAGCUGCUCCAGUCCCGACCAUGGACCAAAGAUCCUCACUACUUCAAGAAGGUCAAGAUCUCGGCCAUCGCACUGCUCAAGAUGGUCAUGCACGCUCGCUCGGGUGGCAAUAUCGAAGUCAUGGGCCUGAUGCAAGGCAAGAUUGACGGAGACACAAUGAUCAUCAUGGACGCGUUCGCGCUCCCCGUCGAAGGCACAGAGACCCGUGUCAAUGCGGCUGCUGAGGGCUACGAGUACAUGGUCGACUACAUGACUGUCAUCAAGGAUGUUGGCCGUCUCGAAAACGCCAUUGGCUGGUAUCACUCCCAUCCUGGUUAUGGAUGCUGGCUCUCGGGCAUUGAUGUCGGCACCCAGUCGCUCAACCAACAGUUCCAAGAGCCUUGGGUUGCGGUUGUUAUUGACCCCACCCGCACCAUCUCUGCGGGCAAGGUCGAGCUCGGCGCGUUCCGGACCUAUCCUCAAGGCUACACGCCUCCGAAUGAAGGUCCCUCCGAGUACCAGACCAUUCCCUUGAACAAGAUUGAGGAUUUUGGUGUCCAUUGCAAGUCAUAUUAUGCUUUGGAGACUUCGUACUUCAAGUCGUCUCUCGAUCACAAGUUGCUGGACCUGCUCUGGAACAAGUACUGGGUCAACACACUCUCCUCCUCCACGCUUCUUACGAACAUGGAGUACACAACGCGCCAGAUUGCCGACCUCGCCACCAAGCUGGAGAGUCUCGAGCACAAGGGCACCAAGUACCAAGUCCCUGGCAGCACCGAUUCCAAGAAAGAAGACGAGCUUUCCAAGAUUACGCGAGACAGUUCCAAAAUGUCGAUCGAAGCGGUGCACGGUCUGAUGGCGCAAGUCAUCAAGAAUGCGCUGUUCAAUUGCCUGCAUCACCACCAGCAUGGUCCCCAAGGCUCUGAGCACACCCAUGCACCUGCAUCAUUACCCUCGUCCACUUCUGCAGCAAUGGAGCACUCUUAACAAUUUGUUUUUCCGGGCUUUGCUUUGUUUUUUCGUUCUGUAAAAAGUAGUAAAGCUGGCAUUUGUAAUAUUCGUCAACACUGCGGGGAGGGAAGCGGUAA